GUGACACGCUACUCACAAGUUCACAGCAUUUAGACAGAAAUAUAUCUCCGUACAAACCCCGGCGAACACACUACUUGAGAGACCUGUGAUGGCGGGACUGUGACGACGUUACGACAACGGCAAAACGUAAUUAAGCGAGAAAACAAACAGCCAAUUGCGAUUCUCACGGGAAAAUAGUACACUGUCGCAUUCGUAUUUUGCUACUGUAGCGCACGUACGUCUUACGUUCGGCAAACAUCAGAAACAUAAAGUUGACUUAACAUGGCUUACACCGUUGCAGGUGGAACCAAGAAGAAGGUCUGCUACUACUACGACGGUGACAUUGGAAAUUAUUAUUAUGGACAGGGGCAUCCCAUGAAACCACACCGAAUUCGCAUGACCCACAACCUACUGCUGAACUAUGGACUGUACAGAAAAAUGGAAAUAUAUAGACCACAUAAAGCCACUGCAGAGGAAAUGACCAAAUACCACAGCGAUGAUUACAUCAAGUUCCUUCGAUCCAUUCGACCGGACAACAUGUCAGAAUACAGCAAACAAAUGCAGCGCUUCAAUGUUGGUGAAGAUUGUCCUGUGUUCGAUGGGCUGUUUGAGUUCUGCCAACUAUCUACUGGUGGCUCUGCUGCCGGUUCGGUAAAGCUCAACCGGCAGCAGACAGACAUUGCUGUGAACUGGGCCGGGGGGCUUCACCAUGCUAAGAAGUCAGAGGCCUCCGGCUUCUGUUACGUCAAUGAUAUUGUCCUGGCCAUUCUGGAGCUGCUCAAGUACCACCAGCGGGUGGUGUACAUUGAUAUCGACAUCCACCAUGGGGAUGGAGUGGAGGAGGCCUUCUACACCACCGACAGGGUCAUGACGGUGUCCUUCCACAAGUACGGAGAGUAUUUCCCUGGGACUGGAGACCUCAGGGAUAUCGGAGCUGGUAAGGGCAAAUACUACGCCGUCAACUUCCCUCUGAGGGACGGCAUUGAUGAUGAGUCGUAUGAGCAGAUCUUCAAGCCUGUGAUGGCCAAGGUGAUGGAAAUGUACCAGCCCAGUGCUGUGGUGCUGCAGUGUGGGGCAGACUCCCUCUCAGGAGACCGACUGGGCUGCUUCAACCUCACUAUUCGCGGCCAUGCAAAGUGUGUCGAGUACAUCAAGUCGUUCAACCUUCCCAUGCUGAUGCUGGGUGGGGGAGGAUACACCAUCCGAAACGUGGCACGCUGCUGGACCUACGAGACGGCUGUGGCCCUGGACACCGAGAUUCCUGACGAGCUGCCGUACAAUGAUUACUUUGAGUACUUUGGACCCGACUUCAAACUGCACAUCAGUCCGUCCAACAUGACCAACCAGAAUACAUCAGAGUACAUGGAUAAGAUCAAGCAGCGUCUGUUUGAGAACCUGCGGAUGUUGCCCCACGCCCCGGGAGUGCAGAUGCACGCCAUCCCCGAGGACGCCGUCCCUGAUGACAUAGCGGAUGAGGACACCGAGGAUCCUGACAAACGCGUGUCCAUCCGUGCUUCAGAUAAGAGGAUAGCCUGCGACGAGGAGUUUUCUGACUCGGAGGACGAGGGAGAGGGAGGAAGGAGGAAUGUAGCCACUAAUAAGAAGGGAACAAAACGGGCACGGUUAGAGGAGGACAAGGAGGGAGAGGAGAAGGAGAAAGUUGAGGUGAAAGAGGAAAAAGCUAAAGAAGCGAGCACGGAGAAAACGGACACAAAAAGUCUGAAGACUGAGCCGACCAGCAGUCCCUAACGCAGCCACAUGGGGGUGCUGUGGUCCCACUCCAUGAACUGUCCUCCGGGUCAGUGAGGGCAGCUCAUUGUGGUUGAUUCUUCUAUCAGAUUCAUCGUAUUUAUUAUAAUGGAUGUGUAUGUCGUAGUUUUACGUCAUUGUGAAGAUUUUGUUUACUGUGGAACAGUGGAUUACUACAAACCUUAAUUUACUGUGCUUUACUUUGAUACUCCUUGAAUGCAUUUAUAGUGCAACAUGCUUUACCUUCUGAAUGAGAAAUAUCCACCUCUAAUUUGGUACACAUUUCAGAGAAGAUUAUGUGGGUGUUCUUUUAGAUUAACCUGUUAAAAUUGAUAUUUUGCAUUUGUCAAUUAAAAUCUUUUUAUACCUAA
This is a messenger RNA of Esox lucius (northern pike), 2099 nucleotides long. RefSeq names its product histone deacetylase 2. The coding region runs from base 262 to 1728 and encodes 488 amino acids. Gene Ontology annotation, molecular function: histone deacetylase activity. The transcript has 14 exons. The record is from RefSeq and is a predicted model, not a curated record. NCBI's taxonomy places the organism in Eukaryota, Metazoa, Chordata, Actinopteri, Esociformes, Esocidae.